AUGGCGCUCAUUGUUGAUAAGCAUCGACCAAGAUCUCUUGAUGGCCUCACAUAUCAUGAGCAGCUAUCGGAACGGUUGCGCUCACUGGCGCAAAGCGGCGACUUCCCCCACCUCCUCGUGUAUGGCCCAUCGGGCGCAGGCAAGAAGACCAGAAUUGUCGCAACACUGAAAGAACUAUUUGGCUCCGGGGUCGAGAAGAUCAAGAUCGAUGCGCGCGUCUUCCAGACCAGCAGCAACCGCAAGCUCGAGUUCAACAUUGUGGCCUCGGUCUAUCACCUCGAAAUCACACCGUCAGACGUCGGCAACUACGACAGGGUAGUGGUGCAGGACCUGCUCAAGGAGGUUGCGCAGACACAGCAGGUCGACCAAUCGGCGAAACAGAAGUUCAAGGUCGUGGUGAUCAACGAGGCCGACCACCUCACUAGGGAUGCCCAGGCGGCGCUGCGUCGGACAAUGGAGAAGUACUCGCCCAACCUGCGACUCAUUCUUCUUGCCAACUCCACAGCGAACAUUAUCGCUCCCAUCCGAUCAAGAACUCUGCUCGUGCGGGUUGCGGCGCCGACACAUGCAGAGAUCUGCGACGUGCUGGCGGCGUCGGCGAAGAAGGAAGGUUGGCCGGUAGUGAAGGGUCUGCACCAGAGGAUUGCGGAGGAGAGCGGGAGGAAUCUCCGCAAAGCACUUCUGAUGUUUGAAGCAGUGCAUGCACAGAACGAAAAGGUCACAGACACCACACCAAUACCGCCUCCCGACUGGGAGGCGCUCAUCGGCCAGAUUGCCAAGGAGAUUAUGGAGGAGCAUACGCCUGCCCGAAUUCUCCAGGUCCGGUCGAAGCUGUACGAUCUGCUGACCCACUGCAUACCGGCGACCACCAUCUUGCGGACACUCACGUUCAAGCUCAUCCCGCUGAUUGAUGACGCCCUCAAGGCUGAUGUCAUCAAGUGGGCUGCAUUCUUUGAGCACCGGAUCAAGACUGGCACCAAGGUGAUUUUCCACUUGGAGGCAUUCGUGGCCAAGUUCAUGAGGAUAUUCGAGAUGUAUCUGAUGAGCAUGGAUAUGUGA
Parathielavia appendiculata is the source of this 1059-nucleotide messenger RNA. RefSeq names its product P-loop containing nucleoside triphosphate hydrolase protein. Gene Ontology annotation, molecular function: DNA clamp loader activity; ATP hydrolysis activity; DNA binding. The transcript is spliced from 3 exons. Gene Ontology annotation, biological process: DNA repair; DNA-templated DNA replication. Lineage: Eukaryota; Fungi; Ascomycota; Sordariomycetes; Sordariales; Chaetomiaceae. The coding region runs from base 1 to 1059 and encodes 352 amino acids. The record is from RefSeq and is a predicted model, not a curated record. Gene Ontology annotation, cellular component: DNA replication factor C complex; nucleus; Ctf18 RFC-like complex.